Molecule: messenger RNA, 423 nt
Organism: Leptosia nina
Lineage: Eukaryota; Metazoa; Arthropoda; Insecta; Lepidoptera; Pieridae
Source: the annotation of a GenBank genome assembly
AUGCUUGUCGCGACGACGAGCCAGGGCUCGGAAGAUAGUCGUGGUUUACGCCACAUAAUAAACUGGACUAGAACGAAUUAUGGUGACUGGGACAUAUUGAUCACAGAAAACGGGUUUUCCAAUGGAAAUAGAUCCCUGGAAGAUAGCGGAAGAAUUAACUAUCUUGAAUCAUAUUUGGAGCAGGUUUCGUUGGUCAUACAUGAAGACCACCAUAAUGUGCUUGGCUACUCAGUUUGGGCAUUAAUGGAUACGUUUGAGUGGAAAUCGGGAUAUACAUCAAAAUUCGGCCUCUACGACAUCGACUUCAACGAUCCGAACCAACGCGAAACGAUGCGAUCUUCUGGUGUUUACUACGCGUGUAUUAUCAAACAUCGUAAUUUAAAUGAUUGUGCUUCAUUAUUGACGCCUGUAAUUAAAGAUUAA